Molecule: messenger RNA, 3653 nt
Organism: Alligator mississippiensis (American alligator)
Lineage: Eukaryota; Metazoa; Chordata; Crocodylia; Alligatoridae
Gene: LIAS
Product: lipoic acid synthetase
Exons: 11
Coding region: 69-1202 (377 amino acids)
Biological process (GO): lipoate biosynthetic process
Cellular component (GO): mitochondrion
Molecular function (GO): 4 iron, 4 sulfur cluster binding; lipoate synthase activity
Source: RefSeq, a predicted model, not a curated record
UUAGUAGAAGGACCCCGGCCUUGGGUCAGGCGGAAGCAGGGGCGCGCCGAGCUGGUCGAGUGGCGGCGAUGUCUGCGCUGCUGCGGGGUCGCUGCUGCCGUGGGGCCGCCGCGCUGAGGCCACCGCAGGUGCUUGGAACCCAAGUAUGUAGCCAGGACAGAGCGUCAAGUUCUUUGCCAGAUGAAAAAAAGGAAUUUCUGAAAAAUGGACCUGAUUUGCAAGAAUUUGUAUCUGGGGAUUUUUCAGACAAGAGCACAUGGGCUGAUUAUAAAGGCAACGUAAAGCGUGAGAAGGGAGAAAGGUUACGGCUUCCUCCAUGGCUGAAAACUGAGAUUCCUAUGGGAAAAAACUAUAAUAAAUUGAAGAGCACAUUGCGAAGUUUAAAUCUUCAUACAGUGUGUGAAGAAGCACGUUGUCCAAAUAUUGGAGAAUGCUGGGGAGGGGGCGAGUAUGCCACUGCUACAGCAACGAUCAUGCUGAUGGGUGACACAUGUACCAGGGGUUGUAGAUUUUGCUCAGUAAAGACAGCAAAAAGUCCACCUCCAUUGGAUCCUAAUGAGCCUUACAAUACUGCCAAAGCUAUAGCUGAAUGGGGCCUGGAUUAUGUUGUCUUGACUUCCGUGGACAGAGAUGAUAUGCCAGAUGGAGGAGCUGAACAUUUUGCAAAGACAGUCUUGCAUUUGAAGGAAAGGAAUUCAGGAAUUCUAGUCGAAUGCUUAACCCCUGAUUUUCGAGGGGACCUGAAAGCAGUGGAGAAAGUUGCCUUGUCAGGACUAGACGUAUAUGCACAUAAUGUGGAAACUGUUCCAGAAUUACAGAGGAAAGUCCGGGAUCCUCGAGCCAAUUUUGAGCAAUCUCUGUGUGUUUUGAAGCAUGCUAAGAAGGUCCAACCUGAUGUAAUUUCUAAAACCUCUAUUAUGCUGGGGUUAGGCGAGACAGAUGAACAAAUACAUUCAACAAUGAAACUAUUACGUGAAGCAGAUGUGGACUGUUUGACCUUAGGACAAUAUAUGCAACCAACAAAACGUCACCUAAAGGUUGAGGAAUAUGUUACUCCUGAAAAAUUUAAAUACUGGGAAAAAGUGGGAAAUGAGCUUGGAUUUCAUUACACAGCUAGUGGCCCUCUUGUACGCUCCUCUUAUAAAGCAGGUGAAUUUUUCUUGAAGAAUUUAAUAGAGAAAAGGAAGACAAAGGCCAUUUAAAAUGGGAAUGGUCUCAUCUUCAGAGAACUUCAGCUUUAUACUGUCACAUUUUCCAAAAGUUCAAUUAAUUGCAAAAACCAAGUGCCAGAUGGUAGACUUCUAGGAAGAUGCUGAGUGUAUUUAGAAUUCUGAGCUGUUGGCAAAACAAAUUCAUCUCAUUUUUCACUUCAGUAGAGUGUUAUGUCUCAGCUCUGUUGUUAGGGAACCCUGGCACAGGACGCAAUCUGCCCGACUCGUAAAGAAUUCCCCCCUCCCUCCCUUCCUCUACCUAAACAAAACUGAUUAAGAUGCAGUGGGAGAUGCACCUAACCCUCCAGAUAAGGGUGACAAGAGUGAAACAACUGCCCUAGGUCUCAUUUGCAUCCGAGAUGGAACUAGAUGACAACUCAUUUACAUGGGAGAUGGAGAACAGAACACCUGAAGCAGAGACAGCAGUGAAUUCUGGGAUCAGAGAAGCAGGGGAGCACUGCACGAUGGGGAAUCUGUGCUCCAAAUGCUAAUCAACCCAUGUUUACACACACCCAGCUCAGCAUUUAUCAGACCAGUUCUAAUUUGGAUUUACAAAGGACCCAGACACACACCCACCUCUAAGUUUAAUAGGCAUCUCGAGCCAUACAUUCCCUAGUCCCACUAUGGGAGGCUUAUUUAAACUUGAUUGACUAAAACUCAGUUGCUGGGUUAGGGAAUGCUGAGGCAAAAAGACCAAGUCGGAGGGGGUAUGGGCAACAUUUAAACAAUGGUAAAGGGUUCAUCACAGCAUCUAGCCCGUUGGAGCCCUGACCACAAGUGUUGUCAUACUUUUCCUGGGAUGACUGGUGGAAGGUUGGAUGAUCACCUGUCUGGGGUCUUGUGAACCCAGCAUUCAUUCCUGCCUGGGGCAAGGAGUCAGGCUAGAUGAUCUGUUCAGGUCCCUCCUGACCCUAGCUACUAUGAAACUAUGAAGUCCUCUCCACAAAAGGUUAUGAACACUCCAAUAAUUUCCUUAAGUCUGUUAAAAGACUAUAGUAAGAUGUGGAAAAGUCAUGCUAAGCUGAGGCUUGUUCACAACAAAUAAAAUUCCAAAACCCUAAUGCUGCAAGCUAUCUGUUGUUUCUGAAGAAACCAUGAGAUAGUCCAUCAGUAUAUCUGCUAUCCAUAGGAAUUUCAAGCUGGCUGUCAAGUGUCUGGAUACUUCCUAACCUUGUGUUUCCUGAUUAGCAAUCAGUUUCAUGAGAUGUUCCAAACCAGAUAACCCCUUGUCAAUAGAAAAGACAAUGAUUUACACUAUUGAAAAUGCUUUGAAGAAGCUGAGCUGAGGGUAUAAAAAUCUGUAAAAAAGCAGCAGUGUGUGCACCAACACCAUCUGCCAUUGUUCUUGGGAUGCUGGAAGAACAGAUCAUCUCCCUUCAAGGAUCGUGCUAUGACCUUUACCUGUCAGCUUUGCAGCCCGAAUGCCUUGGCCUGGUGAGAUCCCAGCGUUCUCUUUAUUUUCUCUAGGCAUAAAUAACCAAUACAGUUCAGGUUCAGAAAAGCUGAACCUAAGUUUCCCUCAAUACUUAGUAAAACCAGGGUAAUACUGUAAUUGUGUUUGUUUUUCCUUUGCAUGUCUAUUACUCCUAGUACCAUUCUAUAUUAUUUCAUAUACUUAGCAGUAAAUAAUUUUUAUAGUCAAACUGGUAGUCACUGGGUAUAUUUUUCCUUCUCUACUUUCCUUCCCCACUUGCUCUGUAGCAAUGCUUCUUUUACCCAAGCUAAAGAUCCCUGUGAAACCCAAAAAUACUGUGGGGUCUGCUCACCAAGGGGCUAAAGAUUGGGACAUGCUGAGUUUGAAACACAUAAGGGGAUCAGCUUGUACAGGCUGAUUGACCUAGUUUGACUCAGCUGUGCCCUAAUGAACUGAAUGCUGGCCCAUGAAGGUGUCAGCUGGACACCCAGCCGGAUUCAGAAGUAUUCUGUUCACCUGUGUGCCUGACUGCAGUUUAUUGUUGCUCUGAUGAACUGAUUCUUGGCAUAUGAAGAAGGUGUCAGCCUGUCCAUGCUGAUCAACCUGGCCGGGUAAGGCAUGUCAUGUUAGUGUGUGAGUGAUUUGGUGACUGGAGGAACCCAGCCCCAAUGAAACCAAGUCCUGCAAGAUGGCUCUACUGGGAGUGAGGAGCUGCAGAAGGGAGAUAUACAGCUCCGUAUAGAAACACAAGUAGCAUGUUGAUAGAAUUACAGAGACCACAGAAACGUAUCCCUAAUAAAUGAGCACACCGCAAAGUAAUGGGCAAAUUUGGUAACGAGUUACAGUUACAUGAUGGAUCAUUGAACAGUGAAUAUCAAAAAGCCCUAGCUUUAGAAUUAAUCAAUAAAACAUUCAAUUGUGAGAAGCAGGGGAAAUGGAGAGGAAUAACAUCUGUGGGUAGUCAUUAAACCUGAUACAAAUGUAUUAAUACAACAAUAAAAAUUAGCACAUGCUACAGAAUAUGCAAA